GUUGAGUGCAGUUUUAAAUUGGGCGCGCACUUAUAGCAGUGGCCGUUGAUUGGCCGACCGAUUUUCACUGUCAAUCACGAAUCCCGGAUACGUGCAAGUGCCCGGAUUGGUCCGGAAAUGGUCAAUUAGGGGUCCUACAUGUUUCACUGCGUUGUGUUCACUCAGUUUUGUUAUGUAACUGUCCAAAAUUACCGUUUUUAUCGGCACAACGACUGAACCAAACCAAAUCAAAACAAUAAUUUAGAGCAAAAUGGCCGCAACUGAACAGUUUUCCUUGCGAUGGAACAAUUUUCAUUCCAACCUCACGUCAGGCUUCCAUCAGCUCCUGGAGGCAGCUGAUAUGGUGGAUGUUACCUUGGCAGUGGACGGACACUUCCUCCAGGCACACAAAAUCGUUCUUUCGAUUUGCAGUCCCUAUUUCAAACAAAUGUUUAAAUUGAAUCCGUGCAAACAUCCCAUAGUAAUAUUACGCGACGUUGGGCACGAACACAUGAAAGAUAUUCUAGAGUUUAUGUAUAUGGGAGAGGUCAGCGUGCUGAGAGAGAACCUCUCUGCAUUCCUCAAGACAGCUGAGCUGUUGCAAGUCAAAGGACUGACUGGUGAUGAUUCUAGUGAGACGUCGUCGCGCAAAGACGACAAGUUGGACUGCGACAUUGAAGAGGAGGAAAUGAGCCAGUAUGAUCAGAUGUUGGAGGCGGACGUGGAACUGCCAACAACGCCGCAAUAUCCUCAGAAAAUAUCUCCUAGCCCGUCGACUAAACGCACAAACAAAUCGAACUCUUCGGGGAACGCGAAGCGCACGAAAAACGAAUCGGUCACACCGUCCCAAAGCAAAAAGUCCGUCUCGAACGAACAGUCGGACGUGAAGCCAAAGAUUGAAGAGGACGUGGGUAAUGUGAGUGAGAAACUGGGCGAGAUGGACGAAUCAACCAAAGAGGGUUUGGGCCAGAUGUGGGAUAAUAAUUUGGGGACCUCAGUUAAUGAUAUUAAAAUCGAGAAUGAUUCGCUGUUCGGGACGGACAACAAGGGCCACGUCUUCUGUCCGUACUGCUGUCGCAAGUUCGUCAACCGGUACAAUCUGAAGGUGCACGUGCGCGACAAGCACGAGAGCAGCCCCCAAAUCCUCGACUGUUCGAUAUGCGGCAAGACGAUGCGUAACCAGAGCUGUCUAAGGGUGCACAUGUACCACCACAGGAAGCAGCAAACGGACCAGGCGGUCGCGUAGGGGUUUGCAUUUUUUAUUAGUUUCAUAUUUUUUUUUGAUCCAUCAUUUUUUUUUUUGGUUCUAAGUUAGAUAAUUGUUUUGUUUUUUGCUCACGUCUGUCUGUUGAUCAAAAUGGUGUUUUUAUUAGUGUUACUAUUUUAUUAUUAUUAUUAUUAUUAUUAUUAUCUAAAUAUUAAUUGUUUUGUUGGUUUGAGUGCUGCUGAUUGAGGAAUCUGCUUUUGCACGUUAUUUUAUAUACAAUUUAUUGAAUUAAAAACAAACCACCCAUUGAUAUAAAACCAUACAAUUCUAACUAAUUUUUUGUAUGUGAAUUUUACCUUAAACAUUGUUGGACAAUUGUGUUAUUUACAGUGCACAAUGACAUUUUUAAUCUAAUUACUGUAUAAAUAUGAACUAUUUAUGUGAUAAUUUACCUUAGUCCUGGAUUUUAUUUAUUGAUUCAGUUAAUCAUUAAUUGUUUCCUAAUGUGUAUGUAAUUAUUACUUACCCUGUUUUUAACCAUAUUGAACGUAUAAUAUUGAUUUUAUUGUUCUAUUUUAACAAAAUUCAAUUAAUCAGUAUUCUGUUGUUAUUUAAUUUAUAUAACGGAACACAAUCACUAAAUAUAAAUUAUUUUUAUUAAUUAAUUAAAAUAAAAAACGUUAUUCCCCAUCCGGCAACUCGAACCAAAUGUUAUUAACUAUUAUUAUGGGUAAACUUGUUGUUUUAUAUAAUUUAUUUGUUUAGCGAGUAUGUGAAACCGUAAAUUAAUUUAUUAAUCGAUAUUUUAAACAAUAGUCUGCAACAAAUACAUUCCAUUUUUACCACACGUACACAUUCCAUGUAAAUAUUUUAUUCGUUGCGUAAUUUUCUUCUAUUGUUUGUUUGAAAUUUUGUCUGUAUUUGUUGCCUGUGAUAAACGAAAUAUCCAAGCUAUAGCUGAAGCAAUAAUUAUGAAUGAUAUUCUGGUACUGGCAUCUUUUCUACCAAGUCAAGUUUGUUUGUUGGCAAACUUUUAACAAAGAUUAAAUAUAUACUUAUUACAUUUGGAAAUUGUAUAUUUAAUCUUUGUCUUUAGUCGAUUUAGGCAUUAUUAAAAUUGGCAGAAAAGGGACGUCCAAGUAGUUAGUAAAAAAAUUGUUGCUCACGUCAUUAAUUAUUGAUAGUUUAGUGAUUGAUUGAUUUAUUGUGUAUGCCUGAAAUCUACUACAUUCCAUUUUACAGGGAAAACAUUAUCUUAUUUAAAAAUAAUAAAACGUUUCAUUAAUA
This is a messenger RNA of Aethina tumida (small hive beetle), 2473 nucleotides long. Its product is annotated as broad-complex core protein isoforms 1/2/3/4/5. The coding region runs from base 251 to 1225 and encodes 324 amino acids. NCBI's taxonomy places the organism in Eukaryota, Metazoa, Arthropoda, Insecta, Coleoptera, Nitidulidae. The record is from RefSeq and is a predicted model, not a curated record. Gene Ontology annotation, biological process: regulation of transcription by RNA polymerase II. The transcript has 4 exons. Gene Ontology annotation, cellular component: nucleus. Gene Ontology annotation, molecular function: protein binding.